GAGAUUAACGAACAAGAGUUUUUCGCCAUCAUGACAGAUGAUGCAUAGCUCUCUUCCUUGAUGGUUGUCACCUCUUCCUAUUUUCUCGAGUUGUAUACUGUUAUACCCGCUCUGGCUGGUUAUUAUCUAUUAACUCCCAAUUGUUUAGUAAUAUAUUGCGAUUGUUCUCUGUCUGGAACAUUCACGAAUUUCGUCCUCUGUGCCAUGUUCAUUAGAAUCCCUCGUGUAAUUGUACAGCUACCGGCUGAUAUGUAAUACGCCGCUGAGUUAUGUCUAUUCUAUGAAUCCU
This is a messenger RNA of Suillus fuscotomentosus, 289 nucleotides long. RefSeq lists its product as uncharacterized. The transcript has 2 exons. The record is from RefSeq and is a predicted model, not a curated record. Lineage: Eukaryota; Fungi; Basidiomycota; Agaricomycetes; Boletales; Suillaceae. Bases 61 to 255 code for a protein of 64 amino acids.